UCUUUGUUAUUGAGGUCCCACUCUCCCACUUGUUAGUCUUUGUGGUCUCUGCUUCUGCAUCUCUCAACUUUUUCUCAAAACUAAAACCCUCUACGAGAAACCCUUUUCACUUUUCCUAUGUGCUUUCUUCUUCCCUGAGGCCAAAGGAAGAUCUAUUUUUUUCACUAUCUGGGUAUUGAUUUAUUAUUCUUCAAGGGAGUAAAGCUCAUAUUUUUGAUAGUGCUAUCGUCUGUGCGUGCAUGCAUGCCAGUGUGUUUGAAUUCUGUUUCUUUGUGCUAUCUUCAAGAGGAGAUCGUUAUCUUUCAAUUCAAGCAUCUGGGUAUUCUUUCUUGAUUUUGGAAAAGCUGCAGUAGUAUUGCUUGAUAUGAUUGUGCUGGCCAUUGUAUUUGGUGGGUUGAUUUGGGGGUCCUUUGUGGGAGUGAAGCAGAAGUGGCUUUGUGGAUUUGGUUAAACUUUUUGAGAUUUCAUGCACGGUCCAAGACAAUGGAGAGGUUUAUCUCCAGAUUUUUGUUUCUUUAGCAUUGAAAACUUCAACAGCUAAGUGAAGCAACAUGAAGAACUUUUUUAAGAAGCUCCAUAUCACGUCUAAUCAAUCACAUGAUGCAGCAGAGGGGUCAAAUUCAUCAAAGGGCACUAAUAAGCCCAUUAAUCCAUCUUCCCCUGAUAGGAUUUUGCCCUCUAGGUCCCAUGAGCAUAACCCCUUCUCAGGUAUUUCCAGUUGGUUGAAUCCUGUUGCCAAUAGAAAAAGUCCUAGUCCACCAUCAUCUUCAAAUGUGACAGGAGGAGAGAGGACUGAACCAUCUGAUUCAAUUAGCAGUAAUAGUGGUUUGGAUUUUGUUUCUGAUGCAGCCAGGCGUGAGUCAGGGUCUACGACAUCGAGGGAUCCUGAAAUUGAGGAGGAAUAUCAUAUUCAGCUAGCUUUGGAGUUGAGUGCUAGAGAGGAUCCUGAGGCAGUUCAGAUUGAGGCUGUUAAGCAAAUAAGUCUGGGCACUUGUGCUCCUGAGAAUACUCCAGCUGAAGUUGUUGCUUAUAGAUACUGGAAUUACAAUGCUCUUAACUAUGAUGACAAGAUCAUGGAUGGUUUCUAUGACCUGUAUGGAAUUUUCAUGGAGUCCACAUCAGAAAGAAUGCCUUCACUAGUUGAUUUGCAAGGAACACCAGUUUCAGAUAAUGUCAGCUGGGAAGCAGUACUUGUGAAUAGGGUUGCUGAUGCUAACUUGUUGAAACUUGAACAGAAGGCACUUGAGAUGGCGGUCAAGUUAAGGUCUGAAUCUCCAAUUUCCACAGAUAGAGAUUUUGUGCAAAAGCUUGCUGUUUUAGUUUCUGAUUACAUGGGUGGAUCAGUUGGGGAUCCUGACAACAUCACUAGGGCAUGGCGGAGUCUUAGCUACAGUUUGAAAGCAACACUUGGGAGCAUGGUUUUGCCACUUGGUUCUCUUACAAUUGGAUUGGCUCGCCAUCGUGCAUUAAUGUUCAAGGUUUUGGUGGAUAGUGUGGGUGUACCUUGCCGGCUGGUAAAAGGUCAUCAAUACACUGGUUCUGAUGAUGUGGCCAUGAAUUUCGUAAAGAUUGAUGAUGGAAGGGAGUACAUUGUUGAUCUAAUGGCAGCUCCUGGCACUCUUAUUCCUUCUGAUGUAGCUGGAUCACAUAUAGUAUAUGAUGAGUCUUUCUUUUCUUCUAGUCAUUUGUCUCAAGCCAUUGACUCAUCUCAUAGAGCUUCUUCUAGUAGUGGAGUAGCUAGUUCAUUUGAAGAACAUUCAGAUGUUGGCACACUGGAGAAGAAAUCCAGAUUAAGGAAUGUCGCUGGUUCCAGAAAUCAAUCUGAUGAAAGGUGUGAAUUUCAUGAAUUUGCAAACAUGACCAGGACAAUCAAAGGUGAAGAAGAAUCAAAGAUGAUCUUGGAUGAUUUUAAGAAAUGUUCUAAUGUAGAGAAGGGGCCGGGGCGGGAGAGUCCUGUAAGGCCUAGUUAUCCUUUUACCCAUGGAAGAUCUCCUUCAUGGACUGAAGGUGUUAGCUCUCCUGCUGCUCAUAGAUUGAAAGUGAAAGAUGUUUCACAAUACAUGAUUGAUGCCGCCAAAGAAAAUCCACAAUUAGCUCAGAAACUUCAUGAUGUAUUACUAGAAAGUGGUGUUGUCGCUCCCCCUAGCUUGUUUACUGAAAUUUAUCAUGAGCAGUUAGACGGAUCAACUAAUGAAGCCAAGUCCCCUGCAGAGGAUAAGGAUGACUACAAACAGAUCAGUGAAGCCAGGCAUAUGAAAGAUCAAGAUGAUCUCGGUCCUGCUCAAUUUUUGCCCCCUCUGCCUCAUCAGAGACUGCAUUAUAAGGCAAGUCCUGUUUCUAACCAACCUGAGCAACUUAAACCUGUUGAAGAUUUAAGGUUAAACCAUCCUUUUGAGACAAUAGAUGUCACUAGACAACCUGUGUCAUUGCAGUCUGAAGCAACUUCAGCGAGUUGUGCAAAAAAUGUUCCUGUUGCUGCAGCAGCCGCUGCUGCAGCUGUUGUUGCAUCUUCUAUGGUUGUUGCUGUGGCAAAGUCAAGCACUGACUCAAACCUUCCUGUAGCUGCUGCUGCCGCUGCUGCUGCAACAACUGCAGCUGUCAGUAAGCAGUAUGAGCAGUGCACAAGAAGUGAUGGCGAUGCAAAAAGUUCUGGUUAUGAGUCACGAGGUAGCAAAGACCAUGGAAAUGGUGGCCAAGAACGUGGUACUCCAGGGGAAAAUUCAGAAGGCCAGAGAAUGUCUGAUAGAUCAGCUGGCAAUGAUAGCUUGAAAUCUGAUGCAGGACUAGAUGACAUCGCAGAGUGUGACAUUCCAUGGGAGGAAAUCACCUUGGGUGAACGCAUUGGACUUGGGUCAUAUGGAGAGGUAUAUCGUGGAGAUUGGCAUGGAACUGAAGUGGCUGUGAAGAGGUUCCUGGACCAAGGUAUUUCUGGUGAAUCACUUGAAGAAUUCAGAAGUGAGGUUCGAAUCAUGAAAAGACUCAGACAUCCCAAUGUGGUUCUUUUCAUGGGAGCGGUAACUCAUGCCCCAAAUCUUUCCAUAGUUACAGAAUUUCUUCCCAGAGGUAGUUUAUAUAGAUUAAUUCACAGGCCCAACAAUCAAUUAGACGAGCGGAGGCGUUUGAGGAUGGCUCUUGAUACUGCCCGAGGAAUGAAUUAUUUGCACAACUGCACUCCAAUGAUAGUACAUCGUGAUUUAAAAUCUCCAAAUCUUCUAGUUGAUAAAAAUUGGGUAGUGAAGGUAUCAGAUUUUGGGCUCUCACGAAUGAAGCACAACACAUUUCUCUCUUCAAGGUCAGCUGCAGGGACGGCUGAGUGGAUGGCCCCAGAAGUGCUAAGAAAUGAACCAUCAGAUGAAAAGUGUGACGUAUAUAGUUUUGGCGUUAUACUAUGGGAGCUCUGCACAUUGCAGCAACCAUGGGGUGGAAUGAACCCAAUGCAAGUUGUUGGUGCUGUUGGAUUUCAACAGCGACGUCUUGAGAUUCCAGAUGGGAUGGAUCCAGUCAUUGCAGAUGUUAUUAGGAAGUGCUGGCAAACGUGAUUGGACUUUGCUUCUUCUAGCGUGAAGGCUCCCACCCUUUGUUCUGUCAUCUUUUUCGAUGAAUUAUCUCCCACCUUUUCAAAACCUAAACACUAAUUUCUCCUUAAAUUCUGACACAUCAUGAAACCAGAAUGUAGCACAGGAUCUUCAAAUACUGCAUGGCUGCAAAACCCAAUUCAAAUUUUCUUUCCUCUGCAUGAAAGAAUGGAUAUAAUUAGCAAAAUGCGAGUUGCAUAGAGUAGUGGUUAUUACAUGCUAUAGCAAGUUGAUUAAGGUUGAUGUUUGGUCUGAUUUUAAAUUGCAGAGAUCCAAAAUUGAGGCCAACAUUUGCAGAGAUCAUGGCUGCUUUGAAGCCAUUACAGAAGCCUAUAACAGGUGCACAAGUGCCUAGACGAAGUUCAUCUACGAGAGGUGGACAUGAGAAAGGCCAAGUGUCGCGCGAAGAAGAAGAGCAGGCCGGAUAACGGAACAUGUUAGCGACCGAGUGGAACUACAGCUCAUUGGAUUGCCUGAAAAAAUGGAGGCAAGUUAUGGAUUCUGGAACAAUAAUGCAUAUUGAGCUUGCCAAAAUAAUGUUUGGGACAAGAAAUCAUGACCCAACAUAGACUACAGUUUGAGAUGAUUGUGAUUCUUUUUCAAUGUUUUUCCUUGUAUAGCCAUUCUUAAGGUGUAGUUGUUUGUAAAGAAAAUCCAUUUGAAAUUGUAGUAAUCAAUGUUUAAUGUUUAGAUAAAUUACUAUUACAUCUUGUAUCAAAAUUGACAUUUGUCUUUUAUUUGUAAAAUACGACAAUUUAGUUA
Messenger RNA from Manihot esculenta (cassava), 4337 nucleotides. RefSeq names its product probable serine/threonine-protein kinase SIS8. The transcript is spliced from 13 exons. Gene Ontology annotation, molecular function: ATP binding; protein kinase activity. The record is from RefSeq and is a predicted model, not a curated record. NCBI's taxonomy places the organism in Eukaryota, Viridiplantae, Streptophyta, Magnoliopsida, Malpighiales, Euphorbiaceae. Gene Ontology annotation, biological process: protein phosphorylation. The coding region runs from base 552 to 3539 and encodes 995 amino acids.